Molecule: messenger RNA, 305 nt
Organism: Eurypyga helias (sunbittern)
Lineage: Eukaryota; Metazoa; Chordata; Aves; Eurypygiformes; Eurypygidae
Product: probable phospholipid-transporting ATPase VA
Exons: 1
Biological process (GO): phospholipid translocation
Cellular component (GO): plasma membrane
Molecular function (GO): ATPase-coupled intramembrane lipid carrier activity
Source: RefSeq, a predicted model, not a curated record
GCCGAGGCGGAGAAGUCCAAGAGGACAGCCCUGGCCAGCAACCGCCUCAAGACCACCAAAUACACGGCACUCUCCUUCCUGCCCAAGAACCUCUUUGAGCAGUUCCACCGCCUGGCCAACGUCUACUUCGUGUUCAUCGCGCUCCUCAACUUCGUGCCGGCCGUCAACGCCUUCCAGCCGGAGCUGGCCUUGGCUCCCGUGCUCUUCAUCUUGGCGGUCACUGCCAUCAAGGACCUGUGGGAGGAUUACAGCCGGUACCGCUCCGACAAGGAGAUCAACCACAUGGAGUGCCUGGUGUACAGCAG